GAGCUGCUGCAACUGCCAGCCUGGACCAAGAAGCGCAGCGUAUAGAUGACUUCCAACGAGACUUGUCCUACAACGGCUUUGCCGUUGCGCAGCUUCCCGACAAGGUGAUUGAAGACCUGCGGGCGGGGGCUGUCAAGCAUUUGGCCGAGCAAGACGUUUCCCAGGACUUCCAGCGUGCGAAGCCCAGCGGCGGAGGGUUCCCACCUCGAAUGGAGUGGCACUGGGCCUCAGAUGGCGGCGCACAAGAUCUCUUCCAGCCCGCAGCAGAGCAGCUGUUGAAGUACCUGCCCAAUUUCCAGCUCAUGGCUGCCAAGUUCAUUGUGGCCACAGGAGAGUGCAGUGCAGAAGAUGCACGAUUCCACCAGGACUUCGAGCCCCCGACCGUGCCGCUGCUUGCCACGGCUACAGCCUUGGUUCCGCUGUGGCCCCUGGCGUUCCCUGAGAAGGAGGGAAACCUGGAGUUCUUCACUUGGGACGACAUGGUCCAAGCAAAGCAGUCCACACCUGAGGACAUGUUGAAGUCUCGGAGAGUACAUCGUUAUGCCCCCGGGGAAGUUGCUGUCUUCGACGGCAAGCUAUAUCACCGGACACAGCCUUUCUCGGAAUACGCGUUCGCCAGCUCCUCUCUGCAUGGUGAGUCAGACGUGCUUUCGAAGAUGCGCAUAUUA
This is a messenger RNA of Symbiodinium pilosum, 668 nucleotides long. Lineage: Eukaryota; Dinophyceae; Suessiales; Symbiodiniaceae. The record is from the annotation of a GenBank genome assembly.